Messenger RNA from Plasmodium fragile, 750 nucleotides. RefSeq lists its product as uncharacterized. The coding region runs from base 1 to 750 and encodes 249 amino acids. The record is from RefSeq and is a predicted model, not a curated record. The transcript is spliced from 7 exons. Lineage: Eukaryota; Apicomplexa; Aconoidasida; Haemosporida; Plasmodiidae.
AUGAAGGGCGUUGACCUCGGAGUGAUUCUUCUCCCAAUGCUACUGCUGCUUAGCGGACAUGUGAAGGGUGACUACGAAAUCAAAACGAAAAAAUUGACAUUCCUCUCCAAAUGGGAACUCUGCAAAAAAGAAAUUAACUUCUAUGAAGAAGGGAAUUCAUUUUUUAUUCGUAACAAGGACAACACCUAUUUGGAGGUUCAAGAGAAGGUGACAACCGUAGGGAGCUUAAAUGUUUUUGGCACUGUCCACACGAAUGAGUACAGCGCGUUUGAACACAAGCAGUGGACUCUGCACCACCUGGAUACCUUCGACCGGAAGGAGAGUGCCUGGAGCCCCUCGGACAUCAGCACAUGCGGGAAUUCCCCCGACACCUUCCUGGGGGGACCCUGCAUAUUCGGCGCCCUGGAGGCCUACACAACAGUUAGAGACAUACCAAGGCAUAGUGCACUGAAAAUUAAAUUAAGGGUUCAUUUCUUCGAUGCAUGGAAAGGCGAUUCAUUGUUUCUUCAAACUGAUGGGAAGACCGUCUGGGCGGAAUCGUACAAAUCGAACCAUGUAGAAAAGGGUGUUGGUGACGGAAUAAACCUUUGCGGGGAGGAGACUCCCGAUCGAUUAUCAGUACCUGUGGACGUAGAAUUCGAGCACUCCUCAGAGACGGUUAGAAUACUGAUUGGAAGCACUUUAAAAAAAACAAACGACGCCUGUACCACGUCGUGGGGAGUUGACGACCUGCACGUCUACUACAAAUAA